AUGCUUGCCCUGCGCGGCUGCAUGGGGCCGGGCGAGCGGGUGCGGCAGCAACCGCCGAGGCGAGCGCGGGGCCAGGCGAGCGGGCGCGGCGGCAGGAGGGGCCGGGCGAGCGGGCAAGCAGGCGCACGCGCGUGGGUGCAGCGGCUGCAGGGCGAGCGGGCACGCGCGCGGGUGGGGAGCGGGCACGCACGCGGGUGGGGAGCGGGCGCGACGGCUACCGGGCGAGCUCGGUGCGCAGGCUGCGCGACGACAGGCAGGCAGGGAGCGGGCGCGGCGGGUGGGCGCAGCAGCGGCCGGGAGAGCGGGCGCGCGCGGGCGGAGAAUGGGCGCGACGGCGGCUGCGGCGAGCGGGCGGAGAAUGGGCGCGACGGAGGCGGCGGCGCGCAGGCCGCGGCGCGGGCGGGGCGAGGCGGCGAGGCUGCCCCCAACCCCGCGUGCUCCGCCGGAGCACCGAGCUCCGCCACCUCGUCCUCGUCGUCUCCGCCGUCCCCGACGUCCCCUCGCCUCACCAUCAACAGAAAAUCGGACGCCCUCGCCUCUCUGCAUCUCCUAGACAUCACCGCCGACGCCGUCGUCGACCGGAGCCGCCGCCCCGCCGAAGCCCUCUUCUUCCCUGCCACACCGUUCCUCUCUGUUUAG
This is a messenger RNA of Aegilops tauschii subsp. strangulata, 639 nucleotides long. The record is from RefSeq and is a predicted model, not a curated record. NCBI's taxonomy places the organism in Eukaryota, Viridiplantae, Streptophyta, Magnoliopsida, Poales, Poaceae.